Orbicella faveolata is the source of this 3932-nucleotide messenger RNA. RefSeq names its product mediator of RNA polymerase II transcription subunit 16-like. Gene Ontology annotation, biological process: positive regulation of DNA-templated transcription. The record is from RefSeq and is a predicted model, not a curated record. Gene Ontology annotation, cellular component: mediator complex. Lineage: Eukaryota; Metazoa; Cnidaria; Anthozoa; Scleractinia; Merulinidae. Gene Ontology annotation, molecular function: protein binding.
CGGGUCAGCGGUGUCUCAUUCAAUAUGGCGGAACAGACGGUCAAAGCUUGAUCCGAGCGAGGAACCACGUUUCACCGGGGUAAAAUGGAUUUGAUUUAUAACGUGGUGUGGUCAACAGCAAAGCCAAUUAAGAGCAAUCUUUGUGGCAAAGUGGUUGUUGCUUGGUCCUGCAGAAAUCUUGUAGCGUUCAGUACUGGGUACAGGAGACUUCAUUCUGGUGAAGGAAGCAAUCCAAGUGGUGCAAAUGAACAAAGUAAAAGAUCACUGAUCACAAAUGCCAUUAAUAUCUUGGAUCCUGAUUCCCCUUGGGAUGUGUGCAGUUUUAGAUCUGGUCAUGAGGAGUUGAUUCAAACUCUGACUUGGGAUGGCACUGGAUCAAGACUUCUCUCAACAGACCUUGUUGGAGUUUGCAAACUCUGGGUUAUGAAGGAUCAUAUGGUGAAUGACUGGGAAUGUGUUUGCACUGUUGAUGUGGGUGAAGGAGAGAAAUUAGUAGCCAUCUCAUGGAUAGAUACUGGCAUUAAGAACUUGUUCAGCUUGUCUGAAGAUCAGCAACUCUCUCAGCAACAUCCUGUUAUGCAUAAGAAUCUCAGUGAACGUUUCAAGACCAAUCGAAGCAAACCUCCAUUGGUCGAGAUUGGAGGCAUGAGGGCCAAGGAUGGCUGGGUGGCUAUCAGUGAAACUGGCCUUAUUUGUGUAACAACCAUCAUGCCAGAAGUACAAAUCACAAGAAAAUGUUUGGCUCAAGUGAGGACAAGAGUAGCUGUGGCUGAUCUGGCAUUUUCUAGCAAGGGUAAGGUUAUUGUGGUGGCAAAUGAUGGUGAGCUAUGCAGCGCUGUGCAGUUCUACCGAGUCUCUUUAUCAGGUGGGCCAGAAAGACCGUUUGGCAGCUGUAUUAAACGGUGGGAAAUGAAGAAAGAAAUAAUCCAACUCCAUGAACGAUUUAAACAGGAAACAAUUGCUCGUCCACGUCUUCAGAAUUACAGUGUAUAUGAGUGGAGGAACAUCAACACAUACAAGGAUGCAGCGAGGAUUUUAUCUCUUUGCCUUCCUCGUCUACCGACACCGAAAGUGGACUUUUUACCUAUGAGUAAUCUGUUGACUUACCCUGCAUCAAUCUUGCUGGUUCAAUAUGACGACGACAGACUUCAACUGUUAAACAGUGUAGGUCUCAUGCCAAGUGGGUAUUUUCCGACCGGCACCAAAAUGCAAAGUUCCGUUGACAGUGACUUGGGUGUUGCAGCCAAGAAGGCACGUACUUCAGUAGAACGUUACAGUACCGGUUGUCUUGGUGCCAUCUGUUACUCUCCCUGCUGCUGCUGUGCAGUAGGAGUUACCAUGACAGGAGAUCUUCGCCUUUUUAAACUGCAUCAUCUGGGAGACAGUAUGGGUGGAAUUCGUCUUAAACGCAGCCUGACCGAUCUUCUGCAGUACUGUCUUCUCACUGGAUGGGAAUGGUGGGAUGUUCUUAUGGCAGCACAUCUUGGAACUCCUGCAGAUACUCUAGAUGCCAUGUUAAGGCAACUCACAGAUGAGUUCAGCAUUCAGGACAUUCCUCAGCAGCAGAUUCGUCUUUCCAGAUUCAGAGCGAUCAAGGCAAGCCUGUUCAGGUGUAUGAAGGACGGAGCAGGCCAGGCAGUUGAUUGCUAUGUUCGUCAACUGCUCGUUGCCAUAGCAGUAUUCUUUAGGUGUCUACUGAAGUCAUCACACAGUGCUGCUGAACAACUUAAUAAGAUUUCAACGACCUUAGAUGUUGAAGUAGACAAAGUGUUGCAAGUCUUGGAUACAAAGGAGCUGACUUUGGAAAGCACAACGUUACUUUCAAUGUUUCCUCUCAUCCAAUGGCUGACUGACCUGGCCAUGUUUGUAGUGGUGUCUUUCACUUCUCACCACAGUAAAGACUCUGCACCUGGGGUAAGCUUGAUUCGUGACACCAACACCCUUGGUACUUUGCGGGAAAUGUUGGUGCUGAUUCGUUUGUGGGGACAAACCACUCCUACGGUACUGCCGUCCAUUACUCCAUCCGCAGACAAGAACGAGUCCUUGGCGUUGCUGUUCAAAAUUUUCACAAAGAUUUGGCUUCUCAGCAGACAGGCCAGUGCAGAUGAUCCCGACAUGCAUGUCGAGGACAGACUGGCUGCUGAAGCCGCUCCUCUCAGUCCAAAUCCGAUGUUUCUUCAAAACAUGCAGAUACCAAAUUUGAGUAGAGGAGUGUCCGGCAGAGCAGUAAGUGGAAGCAUUAGGCCAGGCCUGUAUCAGUUCGGGACACCACCAGUUUGGCGAACAUCUCAUCAAGUCUUUCACCCAUUUGCGUCGGCCAUUUUUCCGAUACCUGCUGAUGGCUCGUAUGCCAUAGAUGUCGUGCGGAGAAUCUACUUGGACAAAUCAUCAGAGACAAGGUUGAAACAGUGCACGAGGUGUAACUGUGUAUCACUGGUAGAUGGUAUCAGUGACCAUGCGGCAGCAAAGGCCUGGGAACAGCGAUGGGUCAGAGCAUGUGUCUGCGGUGGCAGCUGGAGGAGAUUACCCUUCAAGGAACAACAGAAUGUUGCGGCGGCCGCCGCUACUCCUGCUUCGGCAACUGCUGCUACUGGUGCUGCCACCGUUCCUGUCGCUAGCCAGUAGGACCGCGGUUUAAAACGAGCAAAGCUCUUGCUACAGCCUAAAACCAGGCACGCAUGUAUCCUAUCAAGCUCUCUGUUGCCAUAAGAGAUGAUCGUGUGUACAAAGGGAUGAUGUUGUGGUUGGCGUGUCGUUCGUAACUAUGGCUAACCCUCCACAGACUGAUAUGACGUUGCUGUCAAAUUAACACGACUGAAGACUCGAGACUUGUCGUUCUCAUUGUGGACGAACCUCAGUUGAACUUACACCCAAGCUCAUACAGGGAAAAUCAGUAAUAAUCUGAGUAUGUUUGCGCGCUUAAUUCUUUGCCCGCACAAGAUACCUACGCAAUCCCAUCCCGAUGACAUCGCUUCACAGAGUUGCAUCAUGUCCGGUUGGUUGAUUCUUGCAAGCCAAAACUGAAAAACCGUGGAAAAUUGUAGCCGCCAUUAACCGUGCAAAAUUCUAACCGCCAUUUUCUGGUCGGAAUUCGGCAAUCUCUCGAACGGGUGAAGAAAUAAACGCUCAGACUCAGACAUGUUUCGGAACCAACAAAUCAGUUGACAGGUUUGUAUGAUAGUCUAGAUAUAAAAAUACGUUAUAUAAGAAUGCCUGUAGUUUAUUUUAUAAUGCGGACAAAUUAUUUGCCAGAUGUCUUUGCCAGAAGAUGAGACAAAGAGACCAAGAAAAAUAUUUCGUUUUGUGAAGUCUUUACUAGGUCUUUUUAUAACCUUUCGAUACUUGAAAGUUUAAAUGUUAUUGAUCAGAAAAUAUGUGCAAAAUUCAACCCGUUCAUUUUCGUUUUAUAUUAUAUAGUAUUUAUUUUUUACCACCCAAGGGACAUCUGUUCAGUUACUUCACGUAGUGAGGGUGGCCUUUCUCACCUGACUGAAGAAAGAUUGGCGGGAAAAAAAAAGUGUAAACCAUAGACGACAUAACGCAGUGGUGUUGUGAGAAACACGUGAACUAUGUCUUCAUUUGCAUGCAUUUAGAAAUCGUCCACUUGCACUAUAGCUUUUAAGUAGAUUAGUACUAACUUGAUAAAAUCCCACGAGGAAAAUCAUUGCAUAUUAAUUGUGGUUACUAAUUCAGUUUUUCAAUUGCAUGAGCUCGUAUUCUUGAAGGUUUAUACUUUCUAUGGACAACGUUUUUCAGUCAGAUGUAGUUGUUGUAGUUUGGGAACGUUUUCGUCAUAGUCGACUUAUGUUUGCUCUUGUAAUAAAAUCACUGUACCGUACUUACUCAGUGUUGUGUUUUUUAAUCACAGUGGAUCAUUCUGUAUCAAUCAUUUCAAUAUGUAAUUUCUACCUAUAGUGAUGUUCACUGUUAUU